Messenger RNA from Ilex paraguariensis (yerba mate), 3229 nucleotides. The record is from the annotation of a GenBank genome assembly. NCBI's taxonomy places the organism in Eukaryota, Viridiplantae, Streptophyta, Magnoliopsida, Aquifoliales, Aquifoliaceae.
CGCCGUACUUGUCUAUCCGCCCCACCCCUAGAUAUCACCUCUAUCUUCGAAUCUACGAGGUUAGGUCUAUCCGACCUUUCGUUCUCUCUUCCUCUCUCUUUAUCUUUCUCUUUCUCCUCCUCUUUCUCUUUCUUCUCGCCCAAGCAACAACAAUCCACAACGGCGACUAUACAUUAAUUAGUUGUUUCUUUCAAUUAUGGACUUUGUGCCGUCAGUCUUCGCUGCCUAAAGUCAUCGUCUCGGUUCCUCCGCGACUCUCUCUCACAAAGAAGCUGGAUCUCGGAACGACGACGAGGCAGACAAGUCAAAAUCUGUUGAGAGACAUGAAAAUUGUGGUUUUGCUGUUAGAUAGGGGACUGUAAGUAGUGUAGCUGUUUAGAAGUUUGUAGCCAGAAACAAAAAGAGGUAAAAGAAAGAAGAAUUUGUCGACUUUGCAGCGAUGUCGAGGAGAAGAGAGGCUUGUAUAGAAAUGGCCUCUUGUUGCAGAAUUUGGGCAUUGCAAUAUCUCCUUCAUGGCAUAGGUUUUGGUGGAUUUUUGAUAGAAGAUAACUUAGGUGUCAGUCCUUGGAGUGCAAAUUUGUAAAUAGAUAUUGAGAGUGUAGAUAAUGGAAUCAAAGUGGGUUAGAGUGUUGGAUAGUGGCCGUAGAAUUGUUGUUGACUCAAAGAGAAAACGGGCCGCCAAGUACCUGGCACGUGUAAUUGGAGCUAGCAACAAUGUGCUGUCUACGCAAUGUGAUCAUAACUCAUUGACUAAGAAGCUUGGCAAGAGGAAGAGAUCAUAUAAAUGCAUAACGAAGUGUGGGUCACACUUGAGAAAAUCACUACUCAAGAACUACACCAAUUUUAUGAAAAGUGGACUACCUCAACGUCUACUGUUUUAUCAGAAUGGUGGAUGGAAUGAUUUCCCUCCAGAAGUAGUUGAGUUGGUUAGGGAAGAUUUUCAGAAGAAAAAUGCAGCAAUUGAGGUGCAGAUCAGUGGUUCUGAUUUGAUGCUAGAUAUCCUGUAUAUGAUUCAAGUGGAUUUGAAAACUGGUUUAGAGAAACCUAUUGCUUGGAUUGAUGAAGCAGGUUACUGCUUUUUUCCUGAAUUAUUGCCUACUAAUAGUGAAAUGCAUGAAUUCUACCAAUCUGAAUUAGAAAAAGAUGAAGAAUAUGUGGCUAAACAGCCAACUGUAACUCAACAAAUCAAGCUGCAUAUUGAUAUCAAUAUAGAUGGAGUGAAUAAUUGUAAGUUGGAGGAAUGUGUGGAGGAAUCAAAUACUGGUUCUAAAAGGAUUAAAAUUGGCCAGAACCCUGUUUUGAGUCAUGAUAAACUGGCUGUUAAUGACAAACACAACAGACGAUCUGAUGCAAAAAUGGGAGAGGCUGUUGAGGAAUUUCAGCAGAUAAGUGAGAAGUUAUCCCCUGAGAUAGAUUCUACAUGCAAAACUGUGGAUUCUGUCACUGUCAAAAAUUUGUUUAUUAUGGGCAUGAGGACAUUGCUGAAAGUGGAUACACUUGAAAUUAAUAGAUGCUCUAGUAAUUUAAUUCAUACCCGCUUGGAACUGUUUGAGAAGCAGGUUGAGAUAACCCAAAGGUGUCGUGGGAAUGCAAAUGUUCAGUAUGCUUGGCUUGCUUCUUCUAAAGAUGCAGUAUCUAGCAUUAUGACCUAUGGGCUUGGGCUUUGUGGUGGAUCUGAACUGAAGACCAAAUAUGGCAUUGGAAUUCACCUCGCAGCUGUUAAUUAUGCUCACACAAGUGCGAGUUAUUGUGAUGUUGACGAAAAUGGAGUACAGUACAUGGUGUUCUGCCGUGUCAUAUUAGGGAAUCUGGAACUUCUUCAUCAUGGAUCUGGACAAUUUCAUCCCAGUUGCGAAAAAUAUGAUAGUGGAGUUGAUGAUCUGCAAAAUCCAAGUCAUUACAUUGUUUGGAAUAUGAACAUGAACACGCAUAUUUUUCCAGAAUUUGUUGUCAGUUUCAAGAUUUCUCACAGUGCUGAAGGGGCUCCAAGUCCGGUAGGGGAAGAAAGCAGGUUAGACUUGUCUGGAGUUACUAGUCAGGGACCUCAGGGCAAGUUGCAGCUAGAUUCUUCUUCAGUUGAAUCGGUGGGAAAUUGCCACAAAUAUCAAUUAUUGGACAAAUCUCAAGGAAAGGUCCUUAGUAUUGGUUCAACCACUUCAAAGGCUCCUAAUUCCCCUUGGAUGCCUUUUGCCAUGCUAUUUCAAGCAAUUUCAAAUGAAGUUUCUCCUAAAGAUAUGAAGUUGGUGCAGCUUCAUUAUGACUUAUUCCGGACCAAGAAACUCAGCCGGGAGGAUUUUAUUAAGAAGUUGAGAUUGAUAGUUGGGGAUCAAUUGUUGAAGUCGACAAUUACAAGUCUCCGCAAGCUACCAUCCACUUCUACAUGCCCAUUGAAAGUGCCGAAGGAGGAGCAAGAAUGUUGAGGCUGUUUGAUACCUUGAUGGUUGUUGGCUUUCUUGAUGAUCUUGGUGUUUGGUAUAUCAGGUCGAGUUUGAUUUUGGUGCUGCUUAUGAUGUUCUUAUAUGCAAUGUGCUUCUGGUUGCUUUCCUUUUUGCUAUUCGUGGUAAAUGGCCAACUUGUAAAACUGAAUACAUCUUUAGAUAAUAUCAUUCUGUUAAAUAAUUUCCAUCGGCACAUUUCUUUAAGCAGACGGCCAGUUACUAGAAACCCAUUUCUGACAUGGGUCAUUUUUUUUGGGACAUUUAGAAAUAGUUGUGAUUAAUUUACCAAAAAAAGGCAAUAGUUUCGAUUACUGUUUCUCUGGUUGACAAUUUGGUAGACCUUGAAAAAUAAUUGAGGCGAUGCUGGUCAUGCGAAUGGACCAUAUUAUUCAUAACGUAUUUGCUUCUGUUAUUACUUUUUUGUUUCCCUGAUUACCCUCAUCAUACGAAGUCUGCUGGUUAAGUUAAUGCUGUCUCAAUGUCAUUUUCUUGAAUUUUUUGUUUGUGGGGUUGGGGGAAGGAAGACCAGAGCAUAACAAAAUGUGUUUUGUGAUCCGUGAGGUUUUAUUUUUUUUAUGCAGACUUUCUUGCCAUUGUGGGAGAGCAGUUGUGGCUUGUGACUGGAAGAAAAGGACUGGUUUUGUGCCUUUUGUCAAAUCGUGUGUAGACUAGACUAAUAUAACAUGUAUACGUUGGUUGAGUGAUCAAUAAAUUUUGAUGAAAAGUCUGAUAAUGUCGAGGAAACAAAUCUCACUUUUAUGCAAACCAAAAUGAAAAGUCUGCUGCUGCUG